CCUCGUACACAAAAAGACAGACACAAACACAAACACAAAUUCCCUUUCUUUCUUUCUUUCUUUCUUUCUUUCGCUUUCACCCAUCAUAUCAAAACCAUCCAAAACGGGUGUUCCUCUGUGGAUGCUUGGAUUCGGUGCAGUUCGUCUGCGAACCGACAUGAAUCGCUUGCUUUCAGUCCUCUUCCACCAAGGCGUUCUCGAUGAACAGUUCUUGCAGCUCCAACACCUCCAAGAUCAAUCCUCCCCCAACUUCGUCUCCGACGUCGUCACCAUCUACUUUCACGAAUCAGAAAAGCAGCUUCGCAACCUCCGAAACCUACUGUUGGAUAAGGAGACAUGGGAUCAUGUUAAGCUCGGAAUACAUUUGAAUCAGUUGAUGGGAAGCAGUUCCAGCAUUGGUGCUAAAAGAGUUCGAAACAUUUGUGCUGUGUUUCGGGCUGCAGUUGAACAGAAUAAUCGGCCAGCGUGCAUGAGGGCAUUAGAGGUGCUUGAACACGAAUAUUGUUAUCUGAAGAACAAGUUGCAUGAACUUUUUCAGAUGGAGCAACAAAGAGUGCUUGGAGAUGCAGUGAGGGGGGAAUGUAAAACGGGCUACUUUUUAGUGUUGUCUUUUUCUAUCGCACUCUUUUGGGAUAGUCGGCGCAAGAUUCCUUUCUUCCUUUUUAACGUUUUUGUCAAGAAUUGGAGUUGUCUUGACGUGAGGGUGCCAAAAGGAUGGUCACAUCAUCACAACACACUUCUACCGCCACCGCGCCACCAUUGGGAUGGUGUUCACGCCAAUGACGCCCAUCAAGUGCCCGAUGAUGCUCCCAUUCCUGAUAGUUAA
This is a messenger RNA of Lactuca virosa, 826 nucleotides long. NCBI's taxonomy places the organism in Eukaryota, Viridiplantae, Streptophyta, Magnoliopsida, Asterales, Asteraceae. The record is from the annotation of a GenBank genome assembly.